CUUGUGGUUCACUUGAAGUCGCAUACUCGAUGAGCAGAGACAGAGAGAGAGGUACUUCUCAGGUUUUCUGCUUACAAAAUGACUACAGCUGCAGAAUAUGGAGCCACUUCUUGGGAGCUCUGUGUUCAGGUGGAGCAUCAGUAUGAAGGCGAACCAAAGGAGUUUAAUAUCAGAGUCACAGGAGACCUCCACAUUGGGGGGUUGAUGCUCAAAUUAGUCGAACAAAUCCAGAUUCCUCAAGACUGGUCAAACUACGCUCUUUGGUGGGAACAGAAGAACUGCUGGCUGUUGAAAACCCACUGGACACUGGACAAAUAUGGAGUGCAGGCUGAUGCUAAUCUUCUCUACACACCUCAGCACAAAGCUCUGCGGCUGCAGCUGCCAAACAUGAAGAUUGUAAGACUGAAGGUCAGCUUCUCUGCUAAGGUUUUCAAGGCAGUCAGCGAAAUCUGCAAAACUCUAAUACACCCAAGUUUCUCAUUUCAGCAUUCAAUGCAAAAGGACAGAUGUCUCCAGCAGAUGGACAAAGAUAUCAGAAGGUCAGAGGAGCUCUCCUUACUGAAGCCACUAGAUGAACCACAGAAAAAGAAGAAAAAAGAAAAAAGUAACAAUCUAAUCAUUGAAGACAUUUUAAAUUUGGACAACACUGCAGUCAUCUCGGGAGCUGCAGCAAGCCCUGGGCUGUACAGUAAAACCAUGACACCUAUAUACGAUCCAGUCAACGGAACUCCAGCGUCGUCUACCAUUAUGUGGUUCAGUGACAGUCCACUAACAGAACAGAACUGUAAUGUCCUGGCUGUUAGCCAGCCAAACUGCCCACCUGAAAAACUAGCAAAGCUGUACCAGCCACUGUCGUUAGUUGACAAAGCGGCAAUAAAUGCAGGAUGGUUAGAUUCAUCCCGUUCCCUCAUGGAACAAGGCUUUCAGGAGGAGGAUAAACUUUUGUUGCGCUUCAAGUACUUCAGUUUCUUUGACUUGAACCCAAAAUAUGAUGCUGUCAGAAUAAACCAGCUCUAUGAACAGGCACGGUGGGCAAUACUUUUGGAAGAAAUUGAAUGCACUGAAGAAGAAAUGUUCAUGUUUGCCUCACUGCAGUACCAUAUAAGCAAGAUGUCCAAGUCUUCUGAACCGCAAAGUUCUUCAAAUGAGCCUGACACAGAUGAAGUAGAAGCUGCCCUAGCUAAUCUAGAAGUGGCACUUGAUGGCGCACAUUCAGACAGAAUGCUGGAGGACAUCACUGAUAUUCCAAAGCUUGCUGAUUAUCUGAAGCUUUUCAGGCCCAAAAAGCUGACCCUGCGAGCGUAUAAGGAGUACUGGUUUGUUUUUAAAGACACCUCCAUAUCAUACUACAAGAAUAUGGAAUGUGCUCGAGCAGACCCCAUUGAACAGCUGCACCUAAGAGGUUGUGAAGUUGUACCUGAUGUUAAUGUCUCAAGUAAGAAAUUUGGAAUCAAGCUCUUAAUUCCUGUAGCCGAUGGCAUGAAUGAAAUCUACCUGCGAUGUGAAAAUGAGAAUCAGUACGCCAAAUGGAUGGCUGCAUGCAUGCUGGCAUCCAAAGGGAAAACGAUGGCCUACAGCUCCUACCGAACUGAAGUCCGCAACAUUCAGUCUUUCCUGAAAAUGAAGGACCUAAACUCAGCUCAAGCACAAGCUGCUCCAAAUCUAGAAGCCAUGGAGAUGAACUCAGAUUGUUUUGUGUCUCCCAGAUAUGUGAAAAAGUACAAAAAUAAACAGCUAACAGCACGUAUCCUGGAAGCACAUCAGAAUGUCUCCCAAAUGUCUCUUGUGGAAGCCAAGAUGCGUUUUAUACAAGCAUGGCAGUCGCUACCCGAGUUUGGCAUCAAAUACUAUAUUGUAAGGUUUCGAGGAUGCAAGAAAGAUGAGCUGUUGGGGAUUUCCUACAACAGAUUAAUAAGGAUAGAUAUGAGUACUUGUCUUCCAAUAAUAACCUGGCGGUUCUCGAACAUGAGGCAAUGGAAUGUAAACUGGGAGAUUCGUCAGGUUGCAAUUGAGUUUGAUCAGAAUGUGUCAAUCGCAUUUGCCUGCCUGAGUUGCGACUGUAAGGUCGUCCAUGAAUACAUUGGAGGGUACAUUUUCCUGUCAACCCGAUCCAAGGAUCAAAAUGAAACUUUAGAUGAAGAACUUUUCCAUAAGCUUACAGGAGGACAGGACUAAGUACGUGUUACUGUUAGCUUAUUCCAAAUGUAUGGGCACAGUGAAUCCGACUGAGAAUGCUAACCUGCUAUGAGACCGCACUCGUUUUUGAAGAACCAAUUUGGAGCUGGGAAGACCUAGGUGGUGACAUUUCUUUGUAAAGCAACAUUUUAAAGCAGAUGUAUAAUAGUACUACUUUAAAUAUCUGACCAAACUAACUCAAUGUUUUCUGUAACAAAACAAACUCUAGGUGAAACUGACUAAGGGAGUAUAUGGCUUGGUAAAACAUUGUGGAUAUAUGUAAAAAUAUCGGGGUCUGUUCAAAUAUUGACAUUUGUCAAGGAGGGUCUUUUUUAGUGAUUUCAAGGAGGACAGUAUCUAUAUCUGCCCCCAUUUGGAUCAUUUGAACAGGCCCCAACAUACUCUCUUUGAACAGUUAAAAACAUUUUGAAAGUUUCCUAGUGAAUAAAGUCUUCUCCAAGGAUUUUCCAAGUUGGAAAUGUUUAAAGAAAUGUUUCAGUUCCGGUAUUUUUAUUGUACCUGCAGUGUCCCGUGUUCUCCGGAUCGCCAACCUUGACAUUUUUAAUCACAUAUGGGUCAUAAAUUAGCUGGGGAAUAUGUUUCUUAACAUUUACUCAGUAGUGGUCACCAGGAGAAAGAGAAUUGAUCUUAUAAGAAUCGCGAUGUAUCCAGAUUAUGCCCCCUCCUGCAACAAUGGUGGAUACACUGCACUGUUUAGAAGAAAAAAAAAUAUGUUCUUCUUGCAAUUAUUCCCAAAAGUUAAAAAAAGUAAUUCCCGAGUUGAUUUACUUAGGAUAUCAAAAUAACAGUAACAAAAUAAUCAUGAUUAUGUUGAAAAAUAUAUUGCUGCGAUAUGGACAACACAGGAUAAAGCAAAGGUAAUGUGUUUCUUGUAAAAACUGAAGGGGGUUCUUUAAAACUUUAGCUAUAUCCUAACAGCAUGAAAAUAUAUUAGUAUUGAACAUGAUUUGAACGUGGUUUGAACAUGACACAAUAAUGAUGUGUAGGCUGUACAAAGGCUAAAGUUAAGUUUUUUUUGGAUUUGCUGGAUUUCUGUUAACGUGUCCUGGUCUCUUUGAAAACUUCAAUUAAAAACAAAGUAUACCUUAAUAAACCAUGACUUUUAUGAUG
Molecule: messenger RNA, 3306 nt
Organism: Polyodon spathula (Mississippi paddlefish)
Lineage: Eukaryota; Metazoa; Chordata; Actinopteri; Acipenseriformes; Polyodontidae
Product: fermitin family homolog 1-like
Exons: 16
Coding region: 79-2175 (698 amino acids)
Biological process (GO): cell-matrix adhesion; integrin-mediated signaling pathway
Cellular component (GO): focal adhesion
Molecular function (GO): integrin binding
Source: RefSeq, a predicted model, not a curated record